This is a messenger RNA of Peronospora matthiolae, 393 nucleotides long. NCBI's taxonomy places the organism in Eukaryota, Oomycota, Peronosporomycetes, Peronosporales, Peronosporaceae. The record is from the annotation of a GenBank genome assembly.
AUGCCUUUCUGGACGUUCUUUGGUGCUACGCUUAUUGGCAAGGCACUUAUCAAGGUCAAUAUGCAAGCCGCGUUCUUCAUCACCAUCUUCACGGACGCGCAUCUCAAACGAGUGGAAGCGCUUAUUGGACGCAUUACUCCCGAGCAGUGGGGUCUUGGCUCUCGCGUUAGCGAGUUUUUGCUCGAGUGUCGCGAGAAAUUUCAUUCGGCGCAGAUCAAGGCAGCUGCAGAGCAUGCGGGUGUAGCUGCGGCUCCUACUACCAGUCUGGUCUCAAAGCUAGGCUCCUGGGUCAUGGUGCUUUUCAUUGCGUACUUUGCCGUCUCUUGCAUUGAGCAGUUUGCUCAGCAGCAUGCAGCUGAGGAGGAUGAGGAGAAGCUCAAGAAGCAGAAGUAA